Annulohypoxylon truncatum is the source of this 991-nucleotide messenger RNA. Its product is annotated as synaptobrevin. NCBI's taxonomy places the organism in Eukaryota, Fungi, Ascomycota, Sordariomycetes, Xylariales, Hypoxylaceae. The record is from RefSeq and is a predicted model, not a curated record. Gene Ontology annotation, biological process: vesicle-mediated transport. Bases 81 to 794 code for a protein of 237 amino acids. The transcript has 2 exons. Gene Ontology annotation, cellular component: membrane.
AGCUAUCAAAUAUUUAAUUCAAAAGUCCGAACGAUCAGCCUCUCUAGGUCUAGGAUAGGAGCCCUAGCACAGCAUCCGCGAUGGCGUCUUCAUCGACACAAACUCCACUUCUCUACUCGUGCAUCGCGCACCACACCACUAUCCUCUCCGAGUGCACGACGUCCUCGUCGUCGAAGACUUCGUCGCUCGCCUCCCUGAUCCUACCCAAGAUCGACCACGACUCGCCGCAGAAGCUCACGUACACGCAUGGCCAGCACCACAUCCACUACAUCUCGGAGGCGUCGUCGGCGCAUCCGGGCAACCCGUCCGCCGGUGGGCUCACCUUCCUUGUGAUCGCGGAGUCGUCGCUGGGCCGCCGCGUGCCCUUCGGCUUCCUGUUCGAGAUCCGGAAGCGCUUCUUUGACGAGUUCGAUGCCGGAUCCGCCGACUUCGCGGACAUGCCGAACUACGGCGCCGGCAGCUUCAACGCCGAGCUCAAGAAUUUAAUGGUCGAGUUCGGCACCACGAGCGGCGGCCGCGACGACGCCAUCACGAAUGCCAACCGCGAGAUAGAUGACGUCCGCGGCAUCAUGACGCGCAACAUCGAGGGCCUUCUCGAGAGGGGCGAGCGCAUCGAUCUGCUUGUUGAUAAGACGGACCGCCUAGGCGGCAGCGCGCGCGAGUUCAGGGUUCGGAGUCGUGGUCUCAAACGGCAGAUGUGGUGGAAGAACGUCAAGCUCAUGGCGCUGCUUAUCAUAGUGCUUGUCUUGAUCGUGGUCGCAAUAGUGAUUGCGGUUAAGAACGCUACGGGAUGAGCCGGAAAGACGAAGUAAAAAAGAACAAAUCAAAAUUAAUCAUCUCUUUUCUUUUGACGGAUAGGGUGCACUUGCGCUACGGGAUUACAUAUUUAUUCGCGAGAGAAAGCGACAGGCCUCGUACGUUGAGGCAGAAUUGUAUUUCUACAGGCGUUUUUUUCCUAGGUAGGAUAGGGUAAAUUAGGGGAACUUCAGCU